AUCUGGGAUUACAUACUAAUCAAGCUUGUUUUACUCUGUUUCACCAUUCUAAUCUGCUUUAAUCCUCUUCUUUUUUUUUUUUUUGCCCCAUUUGAACUUGUUUCAGCCCAUUUCUUCAGUAGUCACUUCACUAUUAAAAAUGGUGACACUGAAACACGAUAGCCAUGACCACGAACUUGAUCUGACCGAGGUGGAUGCAUAUAUGGUAGGCAAAGGCAAGUGUGGUGUUUGCCGAAUGCCUAUUGCUGAAGCCUCUUCAAUAUACAAAUGCCUUAAACAAGAUUGUCCCAAUGAUUCAUUAUCAAUAUUUUUCUUUCUCCACAAAACCUGUGCAGAAUUACCGAAACAAAUCAAACACGCCCACCACCCACAACACUCCCUUAUUCUUGCCCGUGGAUUUAAUCAUGAAGUUUGGCAGCUUUUAAAAGGGGCUUAUCCACAACUCAGGGCUUGUAGGCUUUGUUUCCGCAAUAUAAAUGAGCAAAUGUGGGUUUACAUGUGUGAGGUUUGUUGUCAAACGUAUACCUCACCAUUUAAACCUUAUACAAGCAGAGUUUGGUAUGAGUUUGGUUUGUGCAUAAGCUGUGCUAAAAUGGAACCAGUUCUUUAUCAUCAAGGACAUCCAAAUCACACUUUGACCUUACUGCGGAGGCCAAUCUCAGUAAUCUGCAGUGCAUGUGGAAUUUGGGAGACUAGUGAGGUAUGUUAUACAUGCCUCCCGUGUCAAUUUUGGAUUCAUAGCAGUUGUGCUGCUUCACCGCCCACAAUUAGGCUCCGAGUUCACCAAGACGACACUCUGCACCUCAUUUAUUCCAUUCCUGACAAGUACCGAGGCUUCAGCAAGCAUUGCCAAAUCUGUAAAGACGAAGUUAGGACAGAUAAGUGGGCUUAUUUUUGUGAAGACUCUGGGUAUUUCGUCCACAUGAAAUGUGCCACAACAUUUUUAGCGUCUGGAGAAGAAACGAUUAAAUUUGAGGAGGUGGAGGAGGACCAUGCACAGACACAUCCUAAUCUUCUGCAAUUUCCAUUGUCCAGCACCGAUUGUUUAAUCACGAAUCUCAUAGGCAAGCCAUUCAACCAAACCAACCUAACAACAGAACCUCUAAUUAAGCAUUGGAGUCAUGACCACCCACUAAUUCUCAACAACGAAGUUAAAUUCAAGGAUGAUGAUAGUGAUGAUGAUGAUGAUUAUGAUGAGAGGUACUUUUAUAACGAGAUUUUGCAAUGCAAUGCAUGCACUACAUCAAUCUCUAACGAACACAAAUACUAUGCUUGCAUCCUCUGCAACUAUUUCCUCCACACAUUCUGCGCCAAAUAUUUGCCUCACGAGUUUCCUGCAGGAAAAUGUGAGCAAGACCCUAAUCACUCACUCAACCUCUCUUACUCGAGUUUCUUAGGCCCUAUAUCUGUCACCUACUGCCAAUCUUGCCGUUAUGCAACCAACGGAUUCCGCUAUACCUGCAACACUUGUUCUGAAAUUACUGAUCUCCUCUGCUGCUUGUCACCCGAAAAAAUCAAACACGAUUUUCACAAACACGCCCUUGUCAAGCAUCUGAAUUCUGAUGUAUAUGCCUUCAACAUUGCAUGCAGUUUAUGUUCAGACGCCAUAUUAUUCGGCUACUACUACAGAUGCCAGACAUGCAGCAAUGUGCAGAUCCACCAGCACUGCGCAAUGUUAUAUUCAAAAACCAUUAGGCACCGAUUCGACUCCCACUCGAUCACACUGAUCUAUCCUCCCAUCUACUACAAGGGCCUUAAAUACUGCGAGAUUUGUGAGAUGCAGGUGAACCCUGAAGCUUUUUUGUAUUUGUGUCGCCAGUGCGACCAAUGUUUUCAUCCCAAGUGUACUCGGCCAUCGCAGAUUGUGAAGCUACGAGGUAAAGUACUUGUUGGUGGAGUUCAUGCACAUGAAUUGACAUUAGUGGCAAUAGACAAAGAUGUGUACCCUCAGCGUAUUCAUAAAGCUCUCACCUGUAGUCAAGGACAUGAGAGUGAACCUGUGGGCAUGUUCUUACAAUGUGCUCGUUGUAAUUAUCUGUUGUGUAGAAUUUGUUUAAUAGCUCUUUGGAAGGCUAUUCUCAAAGAGCUAGAAAAUGAAGAUUAAGCAUAUGAAAAGGGCAUUCAAGUUCUUGCUGAUCAUACAUUUUUGUAUUGUCUUGAAAUUAUUGUGGUGUGAUUACAAUAAAGAUCGAUAUAUUUAGUUUAUACCGGUUGUGAACUAAAUUAUACUUCCACCGUCCCAAAUUAACUGUCGUCCCAAAUCAAGAUCCAUAAUUUUUUUAGAUCUUUAGCCAUUUCCACUGGAAACCAAAAGCCAAACUUAAGCCAAACUACUCAAACUGAAUCUCAGGCCAUCAACUUUGAAACGCAGAACCCGAAACAUAAAUCAACACCAACCUGCGGAAACUGAAUGACUCCUGAACAGAUGUUAACGCAAAUAAGAGAACUAUACUAAUGAAGG
This is a messenger RNA of Daucus carota subsp. sativus, 2461 nucleotides long. RefSeq lists its product as uncharacterized. Lineage: Eukaryota; Viridiplantae; Streptophyta; Magnoliopsida; Apiales; Apiaceae. The transcript has 2 exons. The record is from RefSeq and is a predicted model, not a curated record. The coding region runs from base 140 to 2104 and encodes 654 amino acids.